Dermacentor albipictus is the source of this 4293-nucleotide messenger RNA. NCBI's taxonomy places the organism in Eukaryota, Metazoa, Arthropoda, Arachnida, Ixodida, Ixodidae. The record is from RefSeq and is a predicted model, not a curated record.
CAUACUACAGUGAGGCACUGAAUAAUCUAAAGAACGAACGUACGUAUCAAGCAAACAGAAAACACCACGUGACAAAACGACAUGAAAUUUGCCAACUGCACAACACACGGCUUUUGUUUUCUUUAUUAGUAGUUUUAACCAUAAGUCGCCAUCGUGUAACCUAGGCAAAUUUUUGUCAGCGAAGAAGCAGAAGAAACCAUCGCGAGGUCGCCGGUGCGCGCGCCAUCACGCGACGAGAAGCAGCUUCCGAACGCACCGGUUAGGUCGCACUCCGGCAUCGCUCCUUUGCAACGUCUCAAGCCUUCGCGCCCAAAGGCGGCGAGAUACGAACCGUCGACCACUGCAACGCAAACCGCGUCACUGCCCUCACACAGCCGAAGACAGCAUCGGCCUUCACCGGUGUCGCCACACGAGGGCUAGCGGGCGACGGCCAACAUGGACGGAGCCGAAGACAAGCAGGCCGCCACCGCCGAUCAGCGGACGACCACUCUGACGCCGUCGCCGCCGUCGCACGACGCCGACAAGACGGCCGACCGGAAAGACAAACAAGCCACCGUCGACCAGCCGUUGAGCGCUCUGCAGACGUCCUCGCUCUCGCCACAGCGGGACCCCGUCAAGACGGCCGACGGGAAAGACAAACAAGCCACCGUCGACCAGCCGUUGAGCGCUCUGCAGACGUCCUCGCUCUCGCCACAGCGGGACCCCGUCAAGACGGCCGACGGGAAAGACAAACAAGCCACCGUCGACCCGCCGUUGAGCGCUCUGCAGACGUCCUCGCUCUCGCCACAGCGGGACCCCGUCAAGACGGCUGACGGGAAAGACAAACAAGCCACCGUCGACCCGCCGUUGAGCGCUCUGCAGACGUCCUCGCUCUCGCCACAGCGGGACCCCGUCAAGACGGCCGACCGGAAAGACAAACAAGCCACCGUCGACCCGCCGUUGAGCGCUCUGCAGACGUCCUCGCUCUCGCCACAGCGGGACCCCGUCAAGACGGCCGACGGGAAAGACAAACAAGCCACCGUCGACCAGCCGUUGAGCGCUCUGCAGACGUCCUCGCUCUCGCCACAGCGGGACCCCGUCAAGACGGCCGACGGGAAAGACAAACAAGCCACCGUCGACCCGCCGUUGAGCGCUCUGCAGACGUCCUCGCUCUCGCCACAGCGGGACCCCGUCAAGACGGCCGACGGGAAAGACAAACAAGCCACCGUCGACCCGCCGUUGAGCGCUCUGCAGACGUCCUCGCUCUCGCCACAGCGGGACCCCGUCAAGACGGCCGACGGGAAAGACAAACAAGCCACCGUCGACCAGCCGUUGAGCGCUCUGCAGACGUCCUCGCUCUCGCCACAGCGGGACCCCGUCAAGACGGCCGACGGGAAAGACAAACAAGCCACCGUCGACCCGCCGUUGAGCGCUCUGCAGACGUCCUCGCUCUCGCCACAGCGGGACCCCGUCAAGACGGCCGACCGGAAAGACAAACAAGCCACCGUCGACCAGCCGUUGAGCGCUCUGCAGACGUCCUCGCUCUCGCCACAGCGGGACCCCGUCAAGACGGCCGACGGGAAAGACAAACAAGCCACCGUCGACCAGCCGUUGAGCGCUCUGCAGACGUCCUCGCUCUCGCCACAGCGGGACCCCGUCAAGACGGCCGACGGGAAAGACAAACAAGCCACCGUCGACCCGCCGUUGAGCGCUCUGCAGACGUCCUCGCUCUCGCCACAGCGGGACCCCGUCAAGACGGCCGACGGGAAAGACAAACAAGCCACCGUCGACCCGCCGUUGAGCGCUCUGCAGACGUCCUCGCUCUCGCCUCACGACGGUCGGCGGGAGGCCAUCAAGGAGGCCGCCGGCGCCGAAGAGUACGCGGCGUUUCAGAUUGCUCACGUCCCCCUGCCCACGUCCGAUCCGACGUCCCCGAUGUCGCCGCCGGAAGGUCAGCAGGACGUCGGCCAGAGCACCACGGCCGUGGCUGCUACGACCGCGGCCACGGCGGCAGCGCGAACGUCGCCGCUGGACCAGAUCCUCAUCUGCGGCCACGGCCGGUUCCAGGCGAUCGUGCUGGUCUGCACCGCGCUGGCCUUCUUCACGACCAUCGUGCACGCGCUCGCCUCCGCCAACCUGGCGAGACCCGUGGACCACUGGUGCAGGCCUCCCGCCGCGUACUCGCACAUGAGCCCGGAGGCGUGGAGGAACGUCGCCAUACCGGUCGUCCGGGACGGAGACGGCGGCGAGACCAGAAGCCAGUGCCUCCGCUUCGAGCCUCCGUUGCCGGACGCCGAGUCGUCGGGCGAGUCCCCGGACAACCGGACCGCGGUCCCCUGCGACGCCGGCUGGCAGUACGAGUCCGGGGCGAGCUCGGGCGAACCCCGCCACGCCAUCUUCUUCGGCGACUCUCGCGUCCACUCCAUCGUGGACGAGUGGGACCUGGUGUGCGGCCGCGGCUGGAUCGUGUCGGCGCUCGCCGCGGCCUACAUGGCCGGGGGCGUGGUCGGCGCUCCGAUCGCGGGCGUAGCGGCCGACCGCACCGGUCGCCGGCCCGUGCUCUGCGUCUGGCUCGUGUUGCUCGUCUUCGCCGGCACCAUGCUCGCGUUCGCCCAAAAUGUGUCCCUCUUCUGCACGCUGCGGUUCCUGCUGUCGGCGGGCGCCGCCGGAGUGCUGGUGGCGUCCCACGUGAUGCUCUUCGAGGUGACCGACACGGAGCACCGCGCCCCCUACUGCGCCUUCGCUGUCGCGGGGGCCACGUUCUUCGCUGCCGUGUACAGCGAGCUCGUCCACGUGUUCCUCUACAACUGGCACGACGCGCAGGUGGCCUACAUGGUGCCAACCUGCGGCCUGGUCGUCGCGGUGUACCUGAUGGAGGAGUCCCCCUGCUGGCUCCUGGCCUUCUACGAGCUGCGCAAUGCCGAGAACGUGCUCGCUCGGGCAGCGUACAUCAACGCAAUCGAGCCGCAGCAGUUUAGGCGCCGGCUGUCGGCGCUCAAGGUCGAGGUGAAGCGGCAGCACGAGCACCUGGGGACCCAGCAAGAACCGGAAGCCGGCCACGCCAUCGUCCCGGAUCACGAGGUACGCCUGUCGGACCUGCUGUCCUACCAGCCCCUGCGCCAGCGGUCGGCCAUCAUCUUCGGCUGCUGGUUUCUGGUGUUCGGCACCUUCUCGCACCUCAGCACGAGUCACGUGAUGCGCACGAACGAAGCGGCGCGCGCCACCUUGGUGCUCCUGCGGAUGCCCUGCGUCGUGGCGGACGUCUACGUCCUCAAGCACGUCGGCCGGCGCCUGUCUCUCGCCGCCAGCAUGCUGGCCCUGUCCCUGGCCAUGGGCGCCCUGUCCGCGGCCCACGUCUUCGACCAGCUGGCCGCCGUCCUCGUCGUCUCGGGGCUCGUCGUCUUCGACCUGUCCGCCAUCACGGUGUUCGCCUUGUCCGCCGAGCUCUACCCGACCGUGAUCCGAGGGUCGGCGCUGGGCUGCUGCUACAUGAGCGGCCGGCUCGGCGCCCUGGUGGCGCCGUUCGUGAACGAGAUCCCGUCGCCGCUGCUCAAGAGCGUUGCGUACGCCGUCUCCGCCGCCAUGUUGUUGCUGUUGGGCACGAUGGCGUUCGCGCUGCCGGAGACGAGGCACCUGCCGCCCUCGAACACGGUGCAGGGCAUGAUGGCCGCGGAGGACAAGUGGCAGCUCUACACCCCGCUUCGCGUGGCCCGAAGCGGAGGCAAGCGCAGGCGCUCCAAGGCGACGUUGCCGGAGAGCCACCAAAUGCGACGUCGCAGUUCUUUGUCGCGACAGCAAGCUGUAGUGCGUGUGAAGCCGGCGGCCAGCAGCUGACAUGUCCGCAAAGAACUUGCGGCAGACUGCGGCUUCUUCGUUUAUUUUAUUAUUUUAUUCUCUAUCAUCGUGUGUCAAGCUUUACUUUUGCGUUUAAUGUCAACGCGCUGUUUUUGUGACGUUUAUUGACUAUCGCUCGCUCAAACUACCUGCAGUUGAAGCGGGACAUUUCGUUUAACCGCUUUGCGAACUGCGAAUCACAUUAGUAGUGUAUUACAUGACGCGUCCAAGAGGACACCGUAUCCCUGAAACAGAACAGUUGCUAGGAUGCCGUUUCUCGCGUGCGUUGGGAGUUGGGCUAGAUAUGGGACUUCAAAGCGCUGCGCACUGGAUAGACUGCUGACUGGACAUCGCCCCCAAGGGCUCUGUGGUCGCUGCGCAUGCGUUAGCUGAGAGGAGGUGAGAAAGAACAAGUUUGCUUCACCGGAUGUGACGACACAUGGUUGUUGUUUUCUUUAAAUACUUACUCUCGAACUCAGA